AUGGCCUUUGCGGGAAUUGUCUUCACAGUCUACCCAGAUUAUCCACGCUCUCCCCGAUCCGCUCAGUGGCUUACACCGCGCGAACAAGAAUUCAUCGAAAAACGACUUGCCGACAACACGCCUCGCACAGACGAUUCUUUAUUCUCGUGGCGUAAAGCCAUCGACACAAUUAGGGAUGUUCGGCUCUGGUCCUUUAUGCUCGCUCAAGACCCGAGGGGCGAUAUAUGCUGCCUGUGUGCUGGGGACCAUGUUGUCGGCGUGUCUGGCAAUUCCGUUUUGGGCAUGGAGGACUUCUUCGCUCAAGGGGACAACGGGGACGGCUUUCGCAAUGAGCUUGCAGUCUGGGGUUGGACAACUCGGUGGUGUUAUUGGGCCGCAGAUUUUUAG
Talaromyces marneffei is the source of this 387-nucleotide messenger RNA. RefSeq lists its product as uncharacterized. The record is from RefSeq and is a predicted model, not a curated record. The coding region runs from base 1 to 387 and encodes 128 amino acids. Lineage: Eukaryota; Fungi; Ascomycota; Eurotiomycetes; Eurotiales; Trichocomaceae. The transcript has 2 exons.